This is a messenger RNA of Glycine soja, 1855 nucleotides long. RefSeq names its product tocopherol cyclase, chloroplastic-like. NCBI's taxonomy places the organism in Eukaryota, Viridiplantae, Streptophyta, Magnoliopsida, Fabales, Fabaceae. The transcript has 10 exons. Gene Ontology annotation, molecular function: tocopherol cyclase activity. Bases 109 to 1551 code for a protein of 480 amino acids. The record is from RefSeq and is a predicted model, not a curated record.
AUAGAGUCUCCUGUUUUGAGUGGCACUGGUGAGUUAGCCGAAAGCAAUUAACUAACAACUAAGUCGCACCGUUUUGUUCUGCUUUCCUACAUUGCCAUUGCCAUUGCCAUGGAAGCCAAGCUCUGGGAGUCUCCUCUUUUGUCUCCCUCACUCCCUCUUCUUCCUUCUCUCAAUCUCCACUUUCCCUCUUCAACGCGCCUCCUAGCUCGCAGUUUCUUCUCAGACACCGUUCCCAUUGAUAACAAGGAAAAGGAACAACUUGUAACUUCUGUCAAACCUACUUACUCCCCUACUCCUCCCAAUCGUCACCUUCGAACUCCUCACAGCGGCUACCAUUUCGAUGGGACUACUCGCAAAUUCUUCGAGGGUUGGUACUUCAAACUUUCCAUUCCGGAACGGAGGCAGAGUUUUUGCUUCAUGUACUCCGUCGAGAGCCCAUCCUUUCGUAAACCACUGACGCCGCUCGAAGUGGCCCAAUACGGCUCCAGGUUUACUGGUGUCGGUGCUCAAAUUCUCGGUGCCGAUGACAAAUAUAUUUGUCAAUUUUCUCCUGAAUCACAAUUCUUCUGGGGAAGUAGGCAUGAACUAAUGUUGGGGAACACUUUCGUGCCCAACCAAAAUUCUAAACCUCCAAACAAGGAGGUUCCUCCUCAGGAAUUUAAUGAUAGAGUGCUGGAAGGUUUUCAAGUCAGUCCCCUUUGGCAUCAAGGUUUUAUUCGCGAUGAUGGAAGGUCAAAUUAUGUAGAGACAGUAAAGACAGCUCGUUGGGAGUAUAGUACGCGUCCUGUAUAUGGUUGGGGUGAUGUUGGUUCCACGCAGAAGUCUACUGCUGGGUGGCUUGCAGCUUUUCCUGUUUUUGAACCACAUUGGCAAAUAUGCAUGGCUGGUGGACUGUCAACAGGUUGGAUAGAGUGGGAUGGCAAGAGGAUUGAGUUUGAUAACGCUCCUUCUUAUUCAGAAAAGAACUGGGGUGGAGGAUUCCCAAGAAAAUGGUUUUGGGUUCAAUGUAAUGUUUUUGAAGGGGCUAGUGGAGAAAUUGCUCUUACAGCAGCUGGUGGAUUGAGGCAAAUUCCUGGAAUUGCCGAGACCUUUGAAAAUGCUGCAUUGAUUGGAAUUCAUUAUGGUGGAAUUUUUUAUGAAUUUGUGCCAUGGAAUGGUGUUGUUAACUGGGAAGUUACUACUUGGGGUUAUUGGUUUAUGUCAGCAGACAAUGGCAGAUAUGUGGUUGAAAUAGAAGCAACAACAGAGGAUCCAGGUACAACAUUGCGUGCUCCAACAGCAGAAGCCGGCUUGGCCCCUGCUUGUAAAGAUACAUGCUUCGGAGAUCUAAAAUUACAAAUGUGGGAACGAAGAUAUGACGGCAGCAAGGGGAAGAUCAUAUUGGACGUUUCAAGUAAUAUGGCAGCACUAGAAGUUGGAGGAGGUCCAUGGUUUAACACUUGGAAGGGCAAGACAUCAACUCCAGCAGCCCUUAGCCGUGUCCUUGAAUUACCCAUAGACGUAGAGGGCAUUUUCAAUCCUGUUCCUCUAUUUAAACCGCCUGGCCUGUAGUCAUUUGGUUUGGUAUCUUCCCCUUUUUUUAGUUUUUAAUCUAAUCAGGCAGCAUAAUGCAUGGUUUAAUGUUAUAAACUUUGCCGUAGUGCAUCAAAGGAUUCAGAGUUUCACCAUAAGGAUAGAAACUAGAAAGGGAUUCUUGAUUAGAAAAACACAAUGUCUGUAUCCUUAGAUAAAAAGAGAGAAUUAAAAAAAAAAAAAAGUUUACAUGUGCGUGUGAACUAGGGAAUACAUAAGAAAAUGUGUAAUAACGAUUUUUAUAUUGAUAUUAUUGAAUAUAUUAUAAUUUUAUGGGAGAGUA